AUGUUCCCCCCGUCGCCGAGCUUCACCGAGGCAGGGAAGUCCCUGUCCAUGGAGCUCGCCCCCACGGUGGCUAUCCACGGGGCCACGUUGGUGAGGCUGCUCGGAUCCGGCCCGGAGUUCCCCGCCGAGCAGGCGACGAAGACCCCCUUCUCCAUGGCGCCGAAUGCCGCCACCGAGAGGCUGUCCCGGUGGUACGACGACACCCCCCCGCCGAGCGAGAUGGACACGACGUCCACCCCGUCGGCCACGGCCCUAUCCACCGCCGACAGUAUGUCGGAGCUGAAGCACCCGCCGGCCCAGCAGACCUUGUAG
This is a messenger RNA of Spirodela intermedia, 312 nucleotides long. The record is from the annotation of a GenBank genome assembly. NCBI's taxonomy places the organism in Eukaryota, Viridiplantae, Streptophyta, Magnoliopsida, Alismatales, Araceae.